This is a messenger RNA of Bufo bufo (common toad), 2167 nucleotides long. RefSeq names its product TNF receptor associated factor 6 (gene TRAF6). The coding region runs from base 270 to 1904 and encodes 544 amino acids. NCBI's taxonomy places the organism in Eukaryota, Metazoa, Chordata, Amphibia, Anura, Bufonidae. The transcript is spliced from 7 exons. Gene Ontology annotation, cellular component: plasma membrane signaling receptor complex. Gene Ontology annotation, biological process: regulation of canonical NF-kappaB signal transduction; regulation of apoptotic process; protein K63-linked ubiquitination. Gene Ontology annotation, molecular function: zinc ion binding; tumor necrosis factor receptor binding; ubiquitin protein ligase activity. The record is from RefSeq and is a predicted model, not a curated record.
CCGCCGUGUCCCGUCCUUAACACCCCUUCUUUUUAGUUUCUUCCAGUCCCACCGGCUCUAGCUCGCCUGACUUUAGAGGUCACAUGACCCAACCUAGGGGAGAGGAGGGGGGGAUCGACUAGUCACGUGCUCCGUGUCACGUGGUGCGCGGCACGUCGAACUUGGGUGUCAUUUACUACUUAGAAAAGGAAGUCGCUGCCGAGAGUGAAACCGGGAGCGGGGACGAGGUCAGAGCUGAUGGUGCAGAGACCCACAGAAGCCUCGUUACUAUGAGUCUCGUGAACUCCAGCUUUGAGCCGUGGGAUUCAGAUGACGCUUGCUGCGGGGCGAUGGCCGCUUGUGCAUUGAACACCAAGGAGGAUGUCGCCAGUCCCUCCGUGGAGCCCCCCGGGGGGAACCCCUCCAGCCUGGUCAUGGAGGAGACGCAGGGGUACGAUGUGGAGUUUGACCCCCCUCUAGAGAGCAAGUACGAGUGUCCCAUCUGCCUCAUGGCACUGAGGGAGCCGCUGCAGACCCCGUGCGGCCACCGCUUCUGUAAAGCUUGCAUCUUGAAGUCUAUAAGAGAUGCGGGAUCAAAGUGUCCUGUGGAUAACGACCUCCUCCUGGAGAACCAGCUCUUCCCGGACAACUUUGCCAAACGGGAGAUUCUUUCCCUUACUGUGAAAUGUCCGAGCCAGGACUGCGUGGCCAAGAUGGAGCUGAGACAUCUGGAGCAUCACUUGGCGGCCUGUCAGUUUGCCAGCGUGGAGUGCGGACUAUGCCAGCAAUUCUUCCAGAGGAGCCAGCUGCAGCAGCACAUGGAGGACGAGUGUCCCAGGCGGCUGGUGUCAUGUGAAAACUGUCUGGUGGAGAUGUCCUACGAGGAGAGGCUGGGUCACGAGCAGACCUGCCCCCUGGCCUAUGUGACAUGUGAAUACUGCCAGACUGAUCUCGCCCGGAAACAGCUGGCCGAUCACUAUGACAUGGACUGCUACAAGGCUCCAAUUCCAUGUACCUAUAGUCACUUUGGAUGCAAAGAAAAGAUGCAGAGGAACGAUCUUGCUCGGCACUUGCAGGAGUUCACCCAGGCUCACAUGCGAAUGAUGGCGCAAACCCUGAGAAGCGUUAGCAGUUCCUUCACACCGACCUCUAUAGACCCUAACCAGUUUGAAGCCGCUCCGCCAUCUUUUCCAGUGCCGUCUUUACCUCAUGACUCCAGCCAGCAAACCCAGAGCAUGAAGGAGACCAUUGAACAGCUGGAAGCGCGUCUGGUGAUUCAGGACCAUCAGAUCCGUGAGCUCAUAGCCAAAAUGGAAAACCAGACUUCCGUGGUGACAGAGUUGAAAAACACAAUCCGUUCCUUGGAGGACAAGCUCAUGGAGGUAGAAGCACAGCAGUACAAUGGCGUCUUCAUAUGGAAGAUCAAUCAUUUUAGCGCUCACCUGAGGAACCAGGAAGAGGAGAGACCAGUGGUCAUCCACAGUCCUGGAUUUUACACAGGAAAACCAGGCUAUAAGCUUUGCCUUCGAAUGCACCUGCAGUUGCCCAGCGCACCUCGUUGUGCCAACUACAUCUCCCUCUUCGUGCACACCAUGCAGGGCGAAUACGACCACCUCCUUCAAUGGCCUUUUCAGGGAACCAUCCGGCUCUCCAUUCUGGACCAGUCUGAAGGAUCCGGUAUACAGGACCAGGAGGAAGUUAUGGACACUAAACCAGACUUGUUGGCCUUCCAGAGGCCAACCAUGGCCCGCAACCCAAAAGGCUUUGGUUAUGUCACCUUCAUGCCAAUCCAAACCUUAAAACAGAGGAUGUUCAUUAAAAACGACACGUUGCUCGUGCGCUGCAUCGUCACCACCCAAGCAGAACUGAACAGCCCUCGCCGGGAGGGAUUCCACCCACGCAACAGCGACGGGUCAACCCCAUAGUCUAUUGUGGUGGAGAGGACUUGAGUACAAAGCUUGGUUCUAAUGAAUGUUCUCAGUGAGGGUCAUUCAGCCAUGUUCCUUCCUUUUAAGACUAUGCAGAGUUUCUGAACUCGAGUUUAGAGAACUGUUGGCGAGAAGAUUGUAUAUUAAAUGUAUUUCGACCUGGGCUCUGCCUUCUUGCAGUAUGACAUUUUAUGCUGGAUACGUUUUGGUUUAUAAGAAACGGAAAAAAAAAACUGAAAAAAAAAACUUAAUUGGGAUUC